AUUUAUUGCAUUUGCGGUCGUCUUUUACUCUUUUAGUCUUUUAUGCCCUUCUCUCUCUCUACAUCUCUCUCUCUCUCUCUCACACACACACACACACUCGUGUUUUAUGCCAUCCCGAGUUUACCCCCUACGGCUCCAAUUUCGGAGCAGUUCGUCUACAGAGAAAUUAAUUUGCUCUUUCUAUAUUUAAUUAAUUAAAUUAAUUAAUUAAAUAUCUUCAAUUCGUGAAAAAUUGGGGCAAACAGUUAUUGCUAUUUGCUGUGAAAUUACAGAUUUCAUUUUUCGCGAAAAAAAAUGUCGAAAUCGCCAUGGGGAAACGUCGGGAACUGGGCCGCCGAGGCGGAGCGCGCCGAGGCCGAGGAGCGCGAAGCCGCCGAGAAGGAGGCCGCCGCCGCCGCCGCCGCCCAAUCGACGCCCAGCUUCCCCAGCCUGAAGGAAGCCGUCACCACCGCCACGAAGCAGAAGAAAAAGACCAAAAUGACCCUUCACGAGUUCCGGACCCAGGAUUCCCCCUAUUCCGGCUCGGCUCCGAGCCGCGGCCUCACGCCCGACGAAAUGUUCCGGCUCCCCACCCGCCCUAAGGAGCGCUCCCCCGACGAAAUGCAGCACGGCAGAUUGGGCGGCGGGUUUUCAAAUUACGGAACCCGAUCCGCAGGCCCCAACCAGGGCCGCGACCAGCAGCAGUACGAUGGUCGGAGAUCUUACGGAUUUCAGGAAGAUGAACGCCGUGGUGGCCCGCCUCAACCUAGGAUUCCGGAAAUGAAUCAACCCUCGCGUGCCGAUGAGGUUGAUAAUUGGGCUUCCAUGAAGAAACCAAUCGUACCCGAGUUCAAUUCGGGUCAAGCCCGACCCGGGGGUAAGUACAGCUCACUCGGCGCAGGGGGAAGCCCUGGAGCUGGUUCACGGGCCGAUGAGGUGGACAGCUGGGCGUCUGCUAAGAAACCAAUUCCUCAACCACACCAACAAGGCAGUAGGUCGUCAAGCUUCGGUUCGGGCUACUCCAGGCCCGAGUCUGAUCGUUGGACUCGAAACGAACAAAGAUCGGUUUUGGAUUCUCCUAAAAUAGAAGCUGAUGUGGUGGUGAAAGUUAACAAGCCUAAUCCGUUUGGGGCUGCUAGGCCGAGGGAGGAGGUGUUGGCGGAGAAGGGAUUGGAUUGGAAGAAGAUGGAUUUGGAGACUGAAGGGAAGAAGCCCGCCAGUUCGCAGUCGAGUAGGCCGGAGAGUCCAGUUUUGACGGCAGGAGAGGGUGAAGUUGCAGUGAAGCAAAAACCGAAGGUGAAUCCAUUUGGAGAUGCUAAACCUAGGGAAGUUUUGCUUCAGGAGAAAGGCUUGGAUUGGAAGAAGAUUGAUCUUGAAUUGGAGCAUCGUCGAGUUGAGAGGUCUGAGACAGAGGAAGAAAGAAAGUUGAAGGAAGAAAUCGAACAGUUGAAAAAGGAACUCCUGCUUAAAUCUGACGACGACCAAACCACUAUAAACGAUCUUAUACUCCAAAAGGAGCGAGAAUUGGAACUAUUGGUCCUUCAAUUGGACGACAAAAUCCGAUACACUCAGAAAAAUUUCGAGAGACAAGGUUCUGCUGCAGGUGGAGCAUACGAGAAUCCUAGAGCCGCUUUGGAUCGACCUCCAUCACAGGGUGAAAGGCCUCCGUCUCGACAUGGAGCAUAUGAAGACCCUCACUCUCGGCCUGGCUCUCGUGAUAGACCCCGUUCCAGGCCCGGACCAGCCUAUGAUGAGUCUAGAGGAGGUAACUUCCCUCAAAGAUCUUCUUCUUUCACCACUGGAGCAUAUCAAGAUCCUAACAGAGGUGUUGACUUUGUUGAGAGGCCUCGUUCGCGUGGCACUGUUAAUUCAUGGGCAAGACCGAGUGACGACACAAGGGCUACUCAAGGUGGUGGUGGAAGAGGAUUUUUUGGCAGCAGAGAUGUCGAUAGGUCAGGUUCAAGGUGGUGAACAACAGCAUUGACUGACAACUGUGGAUUCUUCGAGUUCUCUUUUUGGUUUUUCGUCCGCGUAGUUAGAGACUACAAUAACGCACCGGCAUCCCCUUGUAUUUUGUUUUGUUAUAAUUUUGGUGUGAGGAGGAUAUAUAAAAUCUACUAGCAUUUGUUGAAUGCUGCUGGCAUAAAGGAAAACUGUUGCCUUAAUUGUUGCAUAUUGAUCAUAAUUUGUAAAAAUUGUUUCUCUCACUAGGAUCUUAUAUUUUUGUAUUGUUUGUUCUAAUUAGGUACUUCAAUGUAAUGCAAUGCACACAUUGUCUUAAAUCUUUAUUUUUUGUUUUGAC
This is a messenger RNA of Erythranthe guttata (spotted monkey flower), 2281 nucleotides long. RefSeq names its product eukaryotic translation initiation factor 4B2. Lineage: Eukaryota; Viridiplantae; Streptophyta; Magnoliopsida; Lamiales; Phrymaceae. The record is from RefSeq and is a predicted model, not a curated record. Gene Ontology annotation, molecular function: mRNA binding; translation initiation factor activity.